CUCAGCUUGAGUCGAUCCACACACCUGAGCCGCACCGACAUCCGCUGAGGCAGGGCAAGGGUCGGCCAGGACCCCGCCCUCUGCCAGAGGAGGGGAUUCCCGGCCUGAGACAACCAUGUUCCAGACUCUCAGUAGGUCCUGAUAGAAGCCGGGCCGUUUCGUUGCUUGGAGCUGUUGACUGGGCUUGGCAGAACCCGGAACAGCGCAGCGACUGCGGAGACAGGGCAAUGGAACGACGGAGCUCUGCGCACCUCCCCAGCCCGAGUCCAGCUCGCUUGAGUCGGCUGCAGGAGAAGGAGGAACUGCAGGAGCUGAACGACCGCCUGGCCUUCUGCAUUGAACAGAACUGCUGGCUGGAGGCGGACAGAGAGGCGCUGCGGCGGCGGCUCGCCGAGUGCCUGGAAGCGGACAGCCCCCAGUUCUGCAACACCCGCAGCCUCCUGGAGAAGCAGUUGGCCGACUGCCGGAAGCAGCUGGACGCCACGGCGGCCGAGCGAGCCCGACUGCAGGUGGAAAAGGGCACGAUUCACGAGGAGAACCGCAAGCUCCGAGAGAGAAAUGCUAAAAAGGAAGCUGAGUUGAAAUCUGCUUUAGCCCAGUUGAGAGACCAGGAAACUCUGUUGAAUUCCAACAAGACUGAGCUGGCUGCAUCGCUGAGGGAGAAGAAGAAUUUGGAGAAUGAACUGUUUGAAGUCAAAGCUCAGCUUGCAAAAGCUAAUUCAAUUGUCCAAGAUACCAAAACACACCUUCAGGAUGAAAUGUUACACAGACGUGACUUGGAACACAAGACACAAACAUUACAGGGGCAGUUAGAUUUCCAGAAAAGCCUCUAUGAAAAGGAGGUUAUAGAAUCCAAGAGAAAACGGGAAACGAGGCGUGAAGAAAGAGAGGUCCUUCGCCAGAGGGAAAGUAAACGCAAACUAGCCGAAAUGCUUCAGGAGCUGAGGGACAAUCAGUGUGAACAGAUCAAACAGUACAGGGAGCAACUGGAACGAAACUUCAAUACUAAGUUUGAAAAUGUCCAGCUGGUAGCUGCGAAGAGCAGUGACUUUGCCAGUGCUGCAAAGGAGGAGGUGGCAGAAGCUAAAAUGAGAUCUGACAGCCUAGUGUUGGAACUUCAGCAAUGCCGUCAGCAGGUUUCUGAACUGAAAGCUAAGGUUCAGGACACAGAGGUGACAUUGGAUCGUGAGCGGACUGCCUGGCAAAGCAGGUUGGUGGCCAAGGAGCAUGAGAUCAGUGAAAUACACAGGAAGGCACAGGAGAAGCUGGAAGAAUAUGAGGAACUGCUUGAUGUGAAGCUGGCAUUAGACCUGGAGCUAAAUGUGUACAGGAAAAUGCUGGAGGAAGAAGAACAAAGACUUGAUUUGACUCCCAAAUCAUUGCCACGGAGUGUGGUGUCCCCCUUGAGUCGUGUGACUUCACGCCGUGGGAAGAAAAGGAAAUUGUUUGAAACCGAGUCUUCCAGCUAUAACUACAAUAUGGAAGAAUACAUGUAUUCUAAAGGAAAAGUUAUUAUAGAAGAAAUUGAUAAUGAAGGAAAAUUUGUCAAAUUAAGGAAUAUUUCCAAAAAGGACCAACCAUUAAAAGGGUGGAUAAUAAGGAGGAAAUUUGAAGAUUCUUCAGAGAUUGUGUACAAGUUUUCUGCACAUUUCACUCUUAAAGCCAAGCAAACAGUAACUAUCUGGGCUGCAAGUCAUGAUGAUGCCUCAUGCUCAUCGGUAGAUUUGGUGUGGAAUGACCAGAGAUCCUGGGGGAAAGGAGAUAUGAGAAUAGUUCUUCUCAGUGCGAAUGGAGUGGAGAUGUCUACACGGACUAUUGUGCAAAUACCAGGACCACUGGAAGGUAGAUCUAGGGACGAAGAGUAUGAAGGUCCUGCUGAGGGCAGAAGUCAUCUUGAAUACAGUCCAAUGAGCCAUGCUGGGAAUGAUAAUCCAGGGUGUGCUGUGAUGUAAUAUCAGAGAGGAGUCCUUCAGAAGAUGAAUAUAAUUGUGGUACAUCUUUUUUAAUGAUUAUUGAAUGUAUCAUGUACUUGGAAUAUCCAAGUACAUGUAUCCAAGGGAAUGUAUUUGAUUGCAACUGCUUAUUAGGAGUGGUUCUUGAUGUGAAAUAAUCUUGUCAUCAAAUAGAUCCUGUUGAUUUGAUGCCAUGCAAUUAUAAAUACGCAUUGUUUUUUUUUACAUGUUUUUGAAACUAGUGACUCAUUAAUUGAAUUGACAGCUAUGGUAAAAUGAACUUGUAACCUUAAAAUUCUACUUAAUUUAGUUUUAGUUUUGAAGAGCACUAAUUUAUUAUAGAAAUUAAGGGCAGUGGGUGUGGAUACUUUGAUUUGAAACAUCAUAAUCCAAUGUUGAUUCAAUUACAGUACUGGCUUGGGAAAGAGCUAGUCCCGCAACUCCAAUCUAAAUUGUUUCUGCUUAAUAUAAACUGUCACUCUUUUCACUUUAGUAACUAGAGGAGUGAAUCUUUCCGAGCAAAUGCCUCUUCCAAAGGUUUUUUUUUAAAUGAGCUCCCAUGGCCGAGUAGAUUUUUAUUGAAGUACUGCUGAGUUUUCUCUACUUGAUUCAUUUAGGCAUCUGUGCAAGUGAAAAUGAUACACAUGCCUAAUAAAAUGUUGAUUCCUUUAACAGAAAUAUGAUAAACUCUGGAGAAAUUAUGAAAAUUCUUAACAUUUAAUAGAAGUGGCCUUUAAAUGUGUUUUGUCUCGAUUUUGUUUUUGUUUGUGACAUUCAGAAAUUGCAUAAAUGUGUGUCACUCACUCUUCUGUUAAAUUAUUUAUCUACUGAUAUAAAAAAAAUUAUUGCGAUAAAAAAUCUAGUAUUGCUUGGCUUUUUUCAGAUGUCAAUGCUAGACAUUACUGCUUGGUUUGUAGAGUUAACAAGAACUGAUGGCAGUGUCAGGUGACGUCUACUUUUAAUGAAUUCCAUUGAAGUCAGUGUCAGAGGCAGAAUACAAUCCAAUGAGUCCUCCGCUUAGAGAGUUUAGAGUUAUUGAUGAGGAUGAAUGUGUGAAUGUAUGUGUUUCGUUGUCAUCCAGUUCUCAGUUUGUCUGUUUUCUCGGAGAUUUUCUCUUUUUUUGUUACUUGCCCCUUGCCUUCCAAUGACAGAAAAAUGGUAACCUUAGUUUAUAAAUCCAUUUUACUGCUGUUCUGAUUUAAUAUUUUAUUAUUUUGUUUCUAUAAAUAAAUCAUAUCAAUUGCAUUUUUAUAGUGUAUUCAACACCUGAAUGCUAUUUAUGAGCAAAUGCUGACUUGAAAUUUAAAAUUAUAAAUAAAUAUCUUUGCAAUGAUCUGUUUGUUAUCAUGUGUACACGCAUCGUGUUAGAUUAUAUACACAUGUAGAUCAAAUUUAGUGGACAAAAAUACACAUCAACUUAACUACAUUGCUGAUUAUUAACACUCUGAGGGGACUGCGUGUUUCUUGCCAAUGUUCUGCAUGUUCGUUUUGAGAUUGUAAUCCAAACUCAAGCUGAUUUAGAGAUUUAAUCUACAUCUGGUCAUGACAACAUAAUCCCAAAUUUCUCAUGGAUAUUGACUCCAUAGAGAUAAUUUCAGGCAGGUGACAAGAUCUCGUAUAAAAAUAUUUGAUGAAUCUGCUGCAUAUGUGUAAGGAGUUUGUAUGUUCUUGCCCGUGACCGAGUGGGUUUCCUUCGGGUGCUCAAGUUUCCUCCAACACU
Mobula hypostoma (lesser devil ray) is the source of this 3672-nucleotide messenger RNA. RefSeq names its product lamin-L(III)-like. The record is from RefSeq and is a predicted model, not a curated record. Gene Ontology annotation, biological process: heterochromatin formation; nuclear migration; nuclear pore localization. NCBI's taxonomy places the organism in Eukaryota, Metazoa, Chordata, Chondrichthyes, Myliobatiformes, Myliobatidae. The transcript has 11 exons. Bases 228 to 1952 code for a protein of 574 amino acids. Gene Ontology annotation, cellular component: nuclear envelope; nuclear lamina. Gene Ontology annotation, molecular function: structural constituent of cytoskeleton.